AUGUCAGAAAAGCGAAAGCAGCGGAAGGCGAGGAAGCGCCGGAGUAAAGAACACGGUCGACGAGUUCGAAAACGAGAAGAAGAAUUAAGACGUCGACCUGGAGAAAAGGCGCCUUUCUUCUUUGGCUCGCCUUUCAAAACAUACGAAGUGAACUAUCGCGGACCUGCGGCGAAUUCAUGA
Penicillium samsonianum is the source of this 180-nucleotide messenger RNA. RefSeq lists its product as uncharacterized. The record is from RefSeq and is a predicted model, not a curated record. The coding region runs from base 1 to 180 and encodes 59 amino acids. Lineage: Eukaryota; Fungi; Ascomycota; Eurotiomycetes; Eurotiales; Aspergillaceae. The transcript has a single exon.